GACAUGCGCACCGUCGUUGUCGCUCUGAAGGAAUUUCGGAAAUCGUUGAUGUCAGAAGAUAGCAAACUUUACUUAACUCGAAGACUAAAAGGAAUUCCUGUUUGAUUCUACUCCAUUAGAACAAAAGACGACGGGGAAACACCAUGAGUAAACAACCCCAGAGUGUAGAGCUUAGUGUUGCAGACAGAUCAGCCAAUAUUGACACCAGCAAGAUGGCAGACAUGUCGGUGGAAGAAAUCACUGUGAGAGCCAACCAGUUGACUGAUGAGUCGCUGGAGAGCACCAGGCGAAUGCUGCAGCUGGCAGAAGAGAGUAAGGAGACAGGAGUUAAAACCAUGACGAUGCUGGAAGAGCAGGGAGAACAACUGCGGCGUGUGGAGCAGGGCAUGGACCAAAUCAAUGAGGACAUGAAACAGGCUGAGAAAAACUUGACUGAUCUGUCCAAGUGCUGUGGCCUAUGUGUCUGUCCCUGUGAUAGGGUGAAGUCCAUUGAGCAUGAUGGGCGGUAUAAGCGGACUUGGGGCACUGGAAGUGACAACGCGAGCACAGAGGGAGGAGAGGGAGGUGUGGUGUCCAGCCAACCAAGCAGCAUCCGCAAUGGCCAGGCUGCUCCUGUGUCGUCAUCCUCUGGUCCCUACAUCAAGAGGAUAACAAAUGAUGAUCGGGAGGUGGAGAUGGAGGAGAACCUAGACCAGGUGGGCAGCAUCAUCGGGAAUCUGAAGAACAUGGCUCUGGAUAUGGGCAACGAGAUUGACAAGCAGAACAAAACCAUUGACCGCAUUACAGACAAAGCUGACAUGAAUAAAGCACGCAUUGAUGAAGCCAACCAGCGAGCCAACAAACUUCUGAAGUGACUUUGCAGGUGUGAACGAAGAAUUUGUCACAGCCUUAUCUCUCUCUCUCUCUCUCUCUCUCUCUCUCUCUCUCUCUCUCUCUCUCUCUCACACACUCACACACACACACACACACACAUACUUACACAUUUUUAUAAAGGGCAAAGUAAUUAAGCUUUAGUGAUCAUGUUCUUCCAGUGCCACCUGUGCCUUUUUAAUAGCUUAGAUACUAUUUUGUAAAUAGAAAUGGUCACACAAACACACUGCCUCUUGUACAAUCAGGCAUUUGCCUCUAUAUGUGAUAAAUGGAUGCUGGACACACAGAGUGUAGUAGUACAAGAGGCUCUGGUCACUGCCGUCCUGUCUGUCUGUAAUGUACACUCAGAGGGAUGCUAUUUUAAUAGCUCCUUUUCCUCUUCUCUUAGUUUCUCUCCCUUGCGUAAAAGGCACCAGAGACGUGUGAAUAAUAUUUCCACGUCUUUGGGUAUUGCCCCCCUCGUACCCUGAGACCUGAGUUUAUUCUUACUCUUUCUAGACUGGUUUAUAAUAUAAUUGUUUGUUUCUUUUUUGUGUUGUCUUUACCUGUUCACUAUUGUAUUCAUAUUUAAUUAUAAAAGGGUAAUGAACUAUUAUUUGUGAAUACCGUUUUGAAUAAUAAAGUCAUGUUUAAAAUGGUUGUUUUUCUCAUCCCCUCCCUGGGCUGGUUGCAAAGAAUAAGCUGAGUGCUGAUGAGUAGAUGAGUAUGAUAUGGACUGAAUGUGUGCACUUGUAAUAUUGGGUUAAACAGAUAUUUUAUGGUAUUUUCACCAUAAAAUCAAUAGCUCUAGUAUGCAGGAAUGUGACUGUUAAAUAUCUAUUUUAUUUCUAAUAAAGCCAAUUUAAUUGCUUUACACUGA
Messenger RNA from Colossoma macropomum (tambaqui), 1729 nucleotides. It is a transcript of the gene snap23.1, whose product is annotated as synaptosome associated protein 23.1. Bases 144 to 854 code for a protein of 236 amino acids. NCBI's taxonomy places the organism in Eukaryota, Metazoa, Chordata, Actinopteri, Characiformes, Serrasalmidae. Gene Ontology annotation, molecular function: SNAP receptor activity; syntaxin binding. The record is from RefSeq and is a predicted model, not a curated record. Gene Ontology annotation, biological process: exocytosis; synaptic vesicle priming; synaptic vesicle fusion to presynaptic active zone membrane. Gene Ontology annotation, cellular component: plasma membrane; SNARE complex. The transcript is spliced from 9 exons.